AAAACUUCCACAACGCUGAUUUUGCCUGAUAACUCCCAUCUGCACAUCAAAUUGAAUGUCGGCGUACCAGAAACGAAAUUCCUUUGACUAAACCUAGGUAUUCGACGAGUGCCCUGAAAAACUAUUUAGAAAUCCCAGAAGCUUGAAAAUCUGUCAAAGAUGGAUUUUUUGAAACAGGAGCUGGAGCGCAAGAGGAAACGCCUCGAAUCAGAUUUUGGAGGAAGGAAGUUUGUGAAAAGAUCUGAAAUUGAACGCAAAGAAAUUGACAGGAUUCGUGAGGAAGAGCGCAGGGAACUAGACCAGAAAAAUGCCCACAAGCACAGGCCAUCAGAUGACGGCACAACGCCAAAUUCCGAUUCGACAACCCCGUCAUCUACUGUCAACAAAAGCUCUGCCAAAUCGAAGGAAGAUUUAGCAGAAGAGCAAAAAAUUGACGAGUUGGCGCUCCCAAGAGCUGAAGUUAUCCGCCGUUUGCGCUUCUUAAAGCAGCCAAUAACCCUUUUUGGGGAAGAUGACGAUUCUAGACUUGACAGGCUUAAAUAUCUGUUAAAGGCCGGGAUUAUGGACCUCGAUGCCGACAUGACGGAGGGGCAGCGGAAUGAUUUUUUGAGGGACCUUGCAGAUCUGCAGAAGCGUCAAAAGAAAGGGAUUUUGCAGCGGAAGAAGGGGAAGGAAAAAGAAGGGGGUUCUGACGGCGAAGGCGAGGUGGGAUCUGAUGAUAAUGGCGGCGAAGGGGGCUCUGAUGGGGUUGAUGCUGACAAGGACUUGAAGCGCCUUAAGAGUAAUUUUGACGAACUGUGCGACGAGGACAAGAUUUUGGUGUUUUUCAAGCGCCUUUUGAAGGAGUGGGAGCAGGAGUUGGAGGACAGGUCUGAAGCUGAUAAGAGAACAGGCCGGGGUAAAUCUAUGGUUGCUACUUUUAAGCAGUGCGCCAGAUAUUUGAAGCCCCUAUUCAAGUUUUGCAGGAAAAGGUGCCUGCCGCUUGACAUUCGUCAAGCUUUGAUGGUUGUGGUGGAAUGCUGCAUGAAAAGGGACUAUUUGGCCGCAAUGGAUCAAUACAUUAAGCUGGCUAUAGGAAAUGCACCUUGGCCCAUAGGUGUGACCAUGGUUGGUAUUCAUGAACGUUCAGCUCGAGAAAAGAUCUAUACAAAUAGUGUUGCUCACAUCAUGAAUGAUGAAACUACCCGGAAGUACUUGCAGUCGAUAAAGAGGCUCAUGACUUUAUGCCAGAGACGAUAUCCCUCCCUACCAUCAAAGUCAGUUGAAUUCAACAGUUUGGCCAAUGGCAGUGAUUUGCAGUCUCUUCUAUUAGAAGAGAAGCAAAAGUUAGGCAAUCACAAUGCUGAAGAAAGGCUAAGAUUAAUGGCAGGGGCAGCAGAGGAUCCAAUAUCAUAGCUGUUAUGUGUAAACUCAUGCUAUUUUAAAUGGCCAAGGGUGAAGACCAUGCCUUAAGGAAUGGCCAUAUAUGAUGAGCAUCUUUUAUUAUCUACAAACUCAACGACCUUAAACCUUGCAUGUAAAACAUGAAUGGAUGAUUUUAGGUGUUUACAAAUGGUCAAUGCAGGCUCCAUUGAUUGGUUUGGAUGAGCAUAUACAAAUGCUUUUUGCCAGUGGACCUUGCAAAAAUAUUAACAUGUCAUGGUGGGGUUUAUGGUCAUUUUUUGUAUUAGCAUGUUAAGGCAAGGAGCUAAAUCUGCUCCUCACUUGUAAAGUGGUUCAACAUUGUGUUUUUUGAUUGUAUGCUUUGGACAAUCUUUGGGUAUAUGCGAUGGUUAUACAUUGCAUUGUUUUUAAUUGUCUUAGUGUAGUCUGCUUCCUUGCUUUAAACAAUAAUUAUCUGCCAGUGGAGUGUUUCAAUUUCUCCAUCCUGGUCGGAUUCAGUAACAGAACAUGAAGACUGUAAUAUUGAGUAGAAAGCUUAUUUGACGGAA
Cryptomeria japonica (Japanese cedar) is the source of this 1931-nucleotide messenger RNA. RefSeq lists its product as uncharacterized. The coding region runs from base 160 to 1395 and encodes 411 amino acids. The transcript has 2 exons. The record is from RefSeq and is a predicted model, not a curated record. Gene Ontology annotation, biological process: RNA splicing; generation of catalytic spliceosome for second transesterification step. Gene Ontology annotation, cellular component: U5 snRNP; U4/U6 x U5 tri-snRNP complex; U2-type post-spliceosomal complex. Lineage: Eukaryota; Viridiplantae; Streptophyta; Pinopsida; Cupressales; Cupressaceae.